This is a messenger RNA of Paramuricea clavata, 363 nucleotides long. Lineage: Eukaryota; Metazoa; Cnidaria; Anthozoa; Malacalcyonacea; Plexauridae. The record is from the annotation of a GenBank genome assembly.
AUGAGAAGCGAAGUUAGUAUUAAUAAAUCGAAUAAAUUGUUAAGGUCAAACUAUUCAAGCGUCAAAACUAAUGUAAGCACAAGGUCUCUUGACGCACAAUUAAAAAGACAGAAAGCUGAACUAGCCUUAGAUCAACUUUGCAAACGGCAAAAUCUCGAAAAGGAAGUUGAACAAUACAUGUUAGAGCUAAGGCAGAUAGUAGAACUGCGUAACUUAGAAGACAAUGUUGAAGUUGCUAAGCUUGAGGACCAGUUCGCUGUUGAAUAUGAUCAGAAUAUGUUUGACGAUAAUGAAUUAACAAAAAACAAUACACCUUUUGAAUUUGAAUAUUGUUAUGCAUCGCUGUGUAAAGGACUUUUAUAG